Molecule: messenger RNA, 1281 nt
Organism: Aspergillus melleus
Lineage: Eukaryota; Fungi; Ascomycota; Eurotiomycetes; Eurotiales; Aspergillaceae
Product: URC4/urg3 family protein
Exons: 4
Coding region: 1-1281 (426 amino acids)
Source: RefSeq, a predicted model, not a curated record
AUGUCAGACACAAUCAAGUAUCUCCUUAGCCUGAAGGCCGUCCGAGAACGAGCGCAAAUCGUCUUCCAGAAUGCGGAGCAAGGCAAACUCAACCAUUUUGACUAUCAUCCAGAGAAACUAGACGCAACCGCCGAGUAUGUGAUGGAUAUUAUCGAGAGAGACUUCGGACCGGACAAGUACGACCAGAUCCCCCCUCACGGUCGCUGGCAGCAUUUCGACGUCGGUGGAGUACCUAGGAUCGCAGAGUUGAUCGAGCGAUGGGACUCACAGGGAUACGACAAUGCAGAGAAAGUACGAAGCCUAGUUGACCUGUUCUUCGUAUCGGUUCUCUUGGACGCCGGCGCCGGAGAUCACUGGCGCUUCCGCGAGGAGAAAUCUGGACAGGUAUAUAACAGAAGUGAGGGCAUUGCUGUUGCCUCACUUUAUAUGUUUUUGGAUGGGGUUUUUGCAAACAAGGGUUCUUCGCGUAAGGAUGUGGUGCAUGGGGAGGCAUUGCAGAACAUCACUGCGGAAGAGCUGUCUCGUGGUUUCCAAGUCAAUGGCGACAACCCUCUAGUAGGGGUUAACGCGAGGGCCGAGAUCAUUCAACAACUGGGAUCCUCCCUCCGAAAACUGUCAAAUAUCUAUGGUCCGGAGGGCCGUCCAGGAAGGCUUGUUGACUACCUGAAAUCUCAAAGCAUAGAGACCAUCGACUACACUCAGCUCUGGGACGCCCUGCAAACCACUUUGAUCCCAAUCUGGCCAUCCGACCGGACCCGCAUUGAUGGAAACCCUAUUGGAGACGCAUGGCCUUUGAAAGUACUCUCAUACAACCCCUGCAAAUCUAAUACGGGCAACAUACAGCCAUUCCACAAACUCACUCAGUGGCUGGCAUACUCGCUAAUGGUCCCGUUCCAACGCCUCCUGUCUGUCAAAUGGACCAAUGCCGAGCUAGGUACUGGAUUACCGGAGUACCGAAAUGGAGGGUUGUUCGUGGAUAUGGGUGUCCUUACAUUGAAGCCCGAUACGUUGCAGCGAGGGUUGAAGACCUCCGGGACCAAUCUGCCUUGUUAUAAAGUUAUGGAUGAUGAGAUUGUUGAGUGGCGUGCAAUGACGGUCGCUCUUCUUGACGUGUUGCAUAGACGCAUCUUAGCGAGUGGUCGGUUCGGUGAGACCAAGUUGACUCUGCCGCAGAUACUGGAGGCAGGAUCUUGGAAAGCCGGAAGGGAGUUGGCCGCUGCGAAGAGGCCGGAGAGUAAGUGUAGUCCGAUUCUAAACUCUGGCGAUGGUACAUUGUUUUAA